AUGCCAGUUGAGGUUAAGCGACUUCACUUGGUGAUUCAUUGGCUGCUCAUCCAGUCGUUCGUUCUCUGUUUGGCCUAUGAUUUCGGCUAUCAUCCGAGUGCCGAAGAGUUUGAUAGUUUGUUGCGCGAGACAAGAACCUGGACGCGUGACUUAUUGGCCGAUAAGCGGCAACGCGAACGAUUUGUGCCCCGCUAUCGACAGCGGGAUCAGCGUCAUGAUUAUCGUCCGGAAUUGGAUUUCCAAAUGUUUAGCCAGGAACAGGAGCAGCAGCAGCAGGAGCAGCCGUAUGUGUACGAAACUGUGGAGGAAAUACCCGAAGACAUGCAUCAUCAGCCAGAUACACUUCAAGUGCAGAGUCAACUGAUAGAGAUACAUGAGCCUUCUGCAGCUGCUGGUGCUGCUGCGCCACAUAAAACACCUUCUCGAAAUGCAACAAGUUUUCCCAUAUUCUUCACCAACCCGGCCACGGGCAUAGUCUAUGCUUUGAGCGAAGUUGGUGGCUCUCAACCGAGGAAUGAUAGUGGAACGGGGAUGGGGGCAGGUGGUGGCAUCUCUAUAUAUGUUACCAAGGCACAAUACGAUGCAGACCUGAAGGCAUUGCAGCAGCAUUACGAGGAACAGUGUGCUCUUGCUGUGGCCAAGCCACCUCAGCCUCAAGUUACUUCAGUAUUAUCCACACCAAAUGUAACACCACCGGCACUUGCAACUCAUCGCCCCCAAAUUAUACGCCUGGAGAAACCGAAGCGGACUACAGCUCCACGACCUAGCAAUAAGUUGCCCCCUAAGCCCACACCUCGUCCGCCGCCCAUAAUGGUGACCAGUAGGCCUCAGAACUCCAUAAGCGAUCAGUUGCUGAAGCUACCUAGCACAAGGAAACCCAUACAAAGCACCACACGACGCACUCCCGUGAGGAAGACCAAGCGGAAGAAGCGUAAAAAGAAAACUCCAACGGGAGUGAAACGAAGACCUGGCCAUAAGAUGAACAAAUCCAGUACUGAUCCUCCUGCUGGUCCCGCCAAUGGAGCACCAACAAUUGUGAUCGGUAAACGACCGAGCACAACGUCCAAAAUGACUACGCGAAGCCCACCAGCAGCCACACAGGUGGAAAAGCCGCGUAUGCCACAAUCUACCAUACCAACGGAUACCAUCUUCAGCAUCAGUCAGCAGUCCAAUGGGAUUGGGCACCAUAUUGAACGCCGAUCGCUAGAAGCAGCAACGGCUGCCGCCAAGAGAGUCGGCAACAGCAGCAGAAGACGACCCAAAAGUAAGCCUAGACGAAAAAAGAACAAGAAACCAGAAACCUUACCCCCCCCAACAAGAAAAACCGAACCCCAUUCUCCUCUACCCCAUGCGGUGCACCUUCUACACCGACGACGACAAAAUUCCACUGAAAGCCCUACAACAGAGUCAAAGCGACGCCAGCUCAAACGUCGCCGAGGAGAAGGCCUCAACUUUGACCUCUUCGAUCUCGUGGCGGGUGAGGAUUACGAUGAUGACGAUGAUUUCUAUUACAAUGACGGGGGGGAAGAAGACCUAAAAGAAUCUAGCUAUACGAGCACCGAGACUCAGUCCGUUCCCCAUGAAGACAGCAGCUCAGCGGAAGAGGGCGCAGAUUUUGGUGCCCUGGUUGAAGAGCCUCUUCCAGUCACUUCCACCAUGCCACAGAUCUCGAGCUUCAGUAAUGAAGAUACGGAGAGCAAAAAUAGUCUGGGAAACAAGCGUAUUCGACGAAGACCAACGACCACAGCCACCAAUUCCGAUGAAGACUAUGACGAUGAGGAUGACGAUGAUCCCGAUGGAGACUCUGGCAUUGGCGGUUUCUUUCGCAUGAUUUUCUAUCCCGUACAGGUGGCAAUGUCUCGAAUUUUUGAUGGUUUCAGCGGUUCUACGGAUGAGGAUAACGAAGUCGAGACCUCAAAGCCAAAGUAUCCUGGCUAUACGCUAUAUCACAGUGCACAUAGCAAUGAAGCCCUCGCCGAGGACGAUGACGUCGACGACGAUGACGAGGCAGAGACUGAUGGAUCGUUGGGCAGUUGGUUUAGCUCGUGGUUUGGCUUUCAAAGACGGACCAAAAAAAUUGCCAGCACCACAGUAAUUCCUGUGCCUCCUGCCCCGCUGCCUACCCCACCACCAACCCAGGCACCGGGGUGGCUGGAGAGUUGGUUUGGGUUUGGUAAAGCCACCACAGAAAGUGCACCGGAAGCAGCAUCAAGUGAGGAUGACUACGACAAAUGGUUUUCUGGUUGGUUCGAUUCCAAACCAAAACCCAAGGCCAGACGUCGCACAACUUCGACAACAACCUCCACAUCGACGACAACCACACCCAUUCCACAAGUGCCCAUACUCACAAUAGUUGAUCCGUUGAGAAACCCUCAAAACUGGAUAGGCAUACUAGCCCAUCAUAUAGUCAAUUCAACGGGAACAAAUGGAGCAACACAGACAACGACGACGACGACAAAUCCCCUACUGCAGGCCCUGGUAACCCGCAUGACAACGACAACGCCGCAGCCGGAUUUGCCAAGAAGGAUUAGCUACGACAAAUAUCAAAUAUGGCGACUGAAACCACAAGAUGAGCCACAAGUGAGAGCUCUGGAGCAGUUCAAGAAGGGUGAAGAUGGCAACAAGCUGCAGUGGCUCAAGGGUCCCAGUUUAAGGGGCCUCACCGAUGUCCUGGUGCCUCCCAAAAUGCUUAUCGAUUUCCAAGGCACUCUCAACUUUGAGGGAAUCGCCCAUGAAGUUCUCAUUUUUGAUGUGGGCAAAGCCAUUGCCUACGAACAAACCAAAGAAGAGUAUUUGUAUACGACCCCGAUGAGUCUAAAGCGUCCCACAGUGAAACCUCCAGCCAAACGACCACCCAUGACCUGGAACAAGUAUCACGACUACGAUGACAUUGUCAAAUACUUGGAAACAAUACGAAUGCGGCAUGCCCAGCUAAUAGAGCUGAUACACAUAGGUCGCACCUACGAGGGCAGGCCGUUGAUUGUGGUCAAAAUCGAGUCCAAACAGUCGGCGGCAGCAGCAGCAGCUAGUGCCACUUCCAUUGCAUCGGGACAUAAGCGGCUCAGGCACAAGCGAAGACCGGGACAGGCCAACGCUGUGUUCAUUGAGGCAGGAGCCCAGGGUCUGGCAUGGAUAGGACCAGCGGCAGCCACUUGGAUGAUCUCUGAGCUUUUACGCCUUAUGAAAUCGAACAAGAGCGACGAGGAGCACGAUUUCGUACGGAACACAACCUGGUAUAUAAUGCCUGUACUUAAUCCCGAUGGCUAUGCCUACAGUCAUGAGUAUGAUCGUUUCUGGAGGAAGUCGCGCUCUCAGCAUGCAGCCAAGGCACCAAGUGGUCUCCUCGACUCGGCCAUGACUUGGCUACAGCAAAAACGUGGCCCAAACAAGGUAUGCUAUGGCGUGGAUCUGGAUCGAAAUUGGCUAUAUCAGUGGGGCAAGAGGGGCAGCUCCAAGGCGCCCUGCAAUGAAUUUUACGCGGGUCCAGCUCCAUUUUCCGAACCCGAAACAAAAGCUGUCUCCGAUUUCCUAAUGGACUAUCGUACGCAGAUUAAGCUUUAUAUAUCACUACAGGCCUACGGUCAAGUGGUUUCGUAUCCCGUCAAGGCGAAUUCUACCUUCAAUUCGGAACGUUUGGAUGAUUUCCUAGAUGUUGCCAUGGUGGGCACGGAUGGAUUACGCAAAAAGGGCAGCAAAUCGCGCUAUAAGGUCGAUUCGGCCAAUGAUCUCAUUGAACAGCGUUCGGGUUGUGCGGAUGCCUUUGCUGCUUAUGAGAUUGGUAUACCAUUCAGUUAUACCCUGCAAUUGGCCGAUAAUGGCGUCCAUGGGUAUCUAUUGCCCAGUAGUGCAAUUGAGUCGACAUCUCGAGACGCUUUCGAUAUAAUCUGCGGCAUGUUGGACUAUAUUUAAUGCCAGAAAGCUUGCGAACAAUCAUAUUAGUUCCUUCCAUUUCAUAUAAUAUCUUAAAUCUAAUUUUCAUUAGACAUACAAAAAUAUUAAGGAAAAGUCCAAACAUUCACAUGAACUUGAUUGUAGUAGAUUGUAGAGUUUUUCACUUGCAGAAUUUUGUAAAUAAUAGGGAUGGUUGGUAUCGGGAUCUCGAGUAACCAAAAUUACAAAAUACAGUGAAACCUC
Messenger RNA from Drosophila willistoni, 4134 nucleotides. RefSeq lists its product as uncharacterized. Gene Ontology annotation, molecular function: zinc ion binding; metallocarboxypeptidase activity. NCBI's taxonomy places the organism in Eukaryota, Metazoa, Arthropoda, Insecta, Diptera, Drosophilidae. The record is from RefSeq and is a predicted model, not a curated record. The transcript is spliced from 6 exons. Gene Ontology annotation, biological process: proteolysis. Bases 1 to 3909 code for a protein of 1302 amino acids.